Coffea eugenioides is the source of this 579-nucleotide messenger RNA. RefSeq lists its product as uncharacterized. The transcript has 4 exons. The record is from RefSeq and is a predicted model, not a curated record. Bases 1 to 531 code for a protein of 176 amino acids. Lineage: Eukaryota; Viridiplantae; Streptophyta; Magnoliopsida; Gentianales; Rubiaceae.
AUGCCACCGCAUGACUGCUGCAAACUUUGGAACUACAUUUACUUGCAAUCACUGUGUCGCUUUGAUGUAGACCUCACUGACCACACUGAUACACUCACUGCAUCUGUGUUUGGUGACUUAGCAGAAACUUUGCUCACAUUUACUGCACUUGAAGCAAUGAAUUAUCACGAAGAGAAUGCAGAAUUGCCGCUAGAAAAAGUCCAUCAGGAACUACAAUCAAAGAUGUUCACAAUACAGCUAAAGCCAGCAGCUACCAGGGAUGGAGGAGGUCAUCAGCGUUAUACAAUUGUCUAUUGUUUUGAGGAUGCAAGCUCUGAAGAAUCUGCUAACAAGUCUGCAAAUCCUGAUGUCCAGACUUGUUUUGAGGAAGUUGGCAAUACUGUCCCAGCAAGUGUAGCACCAGAAAACCAAGUUUCUUCAUCAAAGGUGCGAAUUCGCCUUGAUACAAAGUUUGAUCAAUCUGAAGAUGCAAACGACAAUACAUCCAAAGACGAGGAGGCAUCCAUCAGCAAAAAGGCAAAGAAAAAUUGAUUGCCUUUCCGUUCCUUAGUUUUCUGGCUAUGAAUUCAAAUGUCUAUG